Messenger RNA from Cephus cinctus (wheat stem sawfly), 3619 nucleotides. RefSeq lists its product as uncharacterized. The coding region runs from base 227 to 3076 and encodes 949 amino acids. The transcript has a single exon. Lineage: Eukaryota; Metazoa; Arthropoda; Insecta; Hymenoptera; Cephidae. The record is from RefSeq and is a predicted model, not a curated record.
UAGUGUGGAACUUUCAAAUACGACCAGUUACUGACGCACGAUGCCCAUUGGGGAUGCAACCAUAAGAAAAGGGAAAAAAAAGGAGCUCGGUAUACGAGAGUUGUCAAAAAUAGAAAGAACUAGCAUUUUCUACUAGAGGAUUGUUUAUUUAGAAAGGUUUGAGAAGUGUCGCAAUGGGUAAAGCCGGGCAUUUAUUUAAGGAAGAGUAAAAACACAAGGAAUAACAAUGGAUGAUUUGUACACGAAAAUUCAAAUCUUUCUAAUGAAGAAGGAUCGUGAGUACGGACAGUUAAAAUUUCUUUCCUCACGAACAACAGAGGAUAAUAUAAAACAUAUAGAGGAUGUAUGCUGCUCUAUAACAAAUAUUUUUCAAAGUUAUGGUAUCAAAGUUAACGAUCCAAAUAAGAAGGAUGAUUCAGGAUGUAUACAGUCCUUUAAAUACCUUGUCGUCAAUACGAAUUUCAAGGUUCAAGAGCAGUUGUUGGAAGACAUUGUGAAUGGACAUUUGGUUGAUAUGUGUUUACCUCUAUCUCCGUAUCUUCUGAUGGAAGUAUUGUGGUAUCUUGAAUAUGAUGAUAUUCUUGCGGAAUCAAUCCUGCAUGUUCCUGUGGAUCUAUGUGUGGAGUUGCUAGCUAUUAUAAGGAGAUGUAUAGAACUGUUGGAGUUUGAACGAGCAUCAAAACUCAUUAUUACGUUAAUAAGGAAUGUUUAUAAAAUAUUUAUAAGGGCCAAAGAGAUAAGGUUGCAAAUGUUGAACGAGGUAGAGAGUCUCAAAGAGUUGAUGCUUAAUGUAGGAGAAUUGAUUUCUAUGCUUUCUGACUCCAAGUUUACUAAGGUGGAAGAGCUGAAAGGUUUAAAAAAAUAUGAACGAUAUGGUAUUUUACUGAAGAAAACUCUGCAAGUGGCAAAAGAUUGCUUUCAAAAUACCAAAGAAAGUACUCCUAUGGAAUCUGAUAAAGAGAAAUUUUAUAAACUCACAUUCGGUAGAAAUUUUAUAGUACAGUGUGAUUUGUCAAGAUUGGAUGAAUAUAUACUGGAAUUUCAUCAAGCACUGGUAAAUGCACUUUUGAAGAUUAUUAAAGAAAUUGACUGCAAUACUUACUUGGGAUGGGCAGAGCUCUGUGAUCCUAAAAAGAGCAAUUUGUCUCUACAACAGUCAAUAGGAUAUGACUGUUACUAUUUUAUUGAAUCUGUCAAAGACAUCGAACACCUAGAACAGUUUCAGCAUCUAUCUGAAUGCCUCAAGCAAUUGUCUUCAAAACCUGGGCCAGUGAUUACACCUACUUCGAUGAGUCUGCAGGACUUAUGUCAAGGUGUUAACAACAAAAAACCAGACUGUCUGAAGGAACUAAUUAACAGAUACAGUGAAUGGGAUGAGUCAACUUUAAGUUACGUAGAAAAGAACCUAUCAUUACUGGAUAGAAAUGAUUGCUUCAAUUUAUUAGACAUCCUUACAUAUGUGCUCAAACACUCAGAUAAGGAAAGUUACAAACAACAAGUGUACUCCGUCACUAUGAAAGGUAUUCUUCUUCAAAAUAUACCAGAUGUGUUUCAGAUCGUCCUAGAGUAUAUUCUCAAAUAUGAUGCAAGUGCAGACUUGGAAUCGCAGUACACUGAAAAGAACUUUCAACAUUUUAUAGCUCGCAAUCCAAAUUUUAAAUCUCCAAAGAAUCUUCGAGUAAUUUUAUUUUUUAUCGUUCAGAAUCCUAAAAAAAUAAUACUAAACUUAUUAAAAAUUACAAUUGGACAUCCUGAUUAUCCAAAUAUAAUGAUCUUGCCAGAUGAUUUACUUCUUCUAUCAACAAUCAUGCAAAUACGCAUCAAUGAUAAGGAGACUCUAUUAGUAAAUGCUUUAAUGGAAAUCUGGAAGGAAUGCAAAAGUUGGAAUAUGAAAAAGUUUACAGAUUUAAUUCAAACUCUAGUGCACAGACAACUGUACACGGCUAAUGACAUAAUCAACAAGAUUUUUAUACCUUACCUGGAAAGCGACCAAUUUACAGUAACUAAUUUAAAAUCCCUUCUAAACUGUGUUCGAACAAUGAGAAAUUCUUAUACAAGGAAAUUACGUGCCCAUACCUUUCUUGUGGCAAUUGUUAAGAAAAUUUUUUUUCUACGAAAAGACAUUAAGCUUCCAAAGUAUCAAAGUUCCGAGUUAAUCUGCCUAUUAAUCAGGACAAUUGAAGAUCUUUUCAACGAUGAGGCAACGUGGCUCGACCAAAACAAAAGAUUCGAACUUAUUGAGCGUUUAUCAGAUUUUCCAGAACCUGUGGAUAAAUUACAUCUAGCACCUUUAUGGUACAUGACCAGAAGUGGAGUGGACGUCACAGAAAUAAUACAAGAUUACGAACGACGUUGUUUCACCGUAAUGAACAAAGUGAAAGAAGACCAAAAGCUUAAUGAAAAUUUAUGUAAAUUCCUGAAAGACUUUAGCUUCCUGCGAGACGACUUCCUGCGACACUUGAUCCUCCGUUGCACUGAAGCAGAGUAUAUGACAUUGGGUAGCCAAGCCACAAUAAUACAUUGGGAAUAUUUUAAUUGGAUCAGGGAAAAUGAUGCCUACAAUAAUUUUCUACGAAUCACCAUGGAAGCAUGUCUCCUUUCUCUAGAGUAUCCAAAGUCCAUUUCACCAGAGACAUUUUCCUUCCUAAUAAAAUGUUCGGUUAAAUUCACAAAAUGGUAUUCCAGUAUCAACGUGAUGAUGGAUUACGAAUUUGUGAAGGAGUCUUUGAUCAAGAAUAUUAAAAUCCUAGAGGACAGCAUCAAGCAUUCCACCUUCUCUGACUUAUAUAUUCAGCUAAUGGUAUGGAUAAGCAACACGUCCAGAAAUGAAUCAGCAAAGGAAUGUCUGCAGGAGUUGAUUCAAGCUUUGCAGAAUUUUGGGAAUCAAUGUCUGGAACUUAAUCACGAAUCUAUAUCCUAUGACAACGCACCAUCUACAAAGGCUAGAAGAUUUCACAUUGCACAGGAGUUUAUUUCAUUGUGCAUGACAGUGCAUGCACCAGAAGUUUACAAAUGUCUUUCAGUGAUGGACAGAGUUUUGUACCCAGAACAUUACAGCGAGCUAACAUCAAAGUGAAAUUUUUUAAAGUGAUAGAAUAACUUUCGACAGCGUAUUUGACUAAGCAGCUGUUUAAAUGUAUUCGAUGAAUAGACUUUCAAAAGCAGUGAACGAAUUCACUAAGUCUUAUAAAUAGACUGUUCCUAAUCUGCUAUAAAAUAUUUUCUUAAAACACGUUAAACUUUACUUCUUAUACCAACUCAGUGUACAUUAUUCAGUUACAAAAAUGUAUCAUAAAUGUAUCAUUUUCGAUAAAACAUACAUGUACGAGCUAAAGAGUAAUUUGGAAACGAUCCAUUAAAAUUCAAAAAGGUGAAAGAAAUUAUUAUAAUUUUUUUUCUCAAAGAUAAACGAGCCUCGAGUAUUUUAUAAUUUUAUGUAUUAUAUAUUUCCUUAAGUUGCGAACAAAUAAUUGUUUGGCGUUAUUAAAAUCACAAGCGCAAUAAUUAAUCAUAAAAAUGUUGCUAUGACGUUAUCAAUGUAAUACAACUGUCGUUUAGGAUCAUCAGUUAUGCAAUGUGUAUUAUUUCAAAUACACCAUUGAUUCUUCUAACAGGAAAA